Messenger RNA from Fraxinus pennsylvanica, 1323 nucleotides. The record is from the annotation of a GenBank genome assembly. Lineage: Eukaryota; Viridiplantae; Streptophyta; Magnoliopsida; Lamiales; Oleaceae.
AUGAAUAAACAAGAUAUGCUCAAGGUUCAGACUUGUGUUCUGAGAGUUAACAUACACUGUGAAGGUUGUAAGCAGAAGGUUAAAAAGAUACUACAGAAGAUUGAAGGGGUGUAUUCGGUAAAUAUUGAUGCGGAACAAGGGAAGGCGACAGUAUCAGGAAAUGUUGAUCCAGCAACACUCAUAAAGAAGCUUGACAAGGCCGGUAAGCAUGCCGAGCUAUGGGGAGCACAAAAAGGUCACAAUCAAUGGAACAAUCAGUUCAAGGACAUUCAGUUCGACAAUUUUAAGGGUGGAAAAGAUAAUAAAUCUCAAAAGGGUGGGAAGGACCAACAGAAGGGUGGAAAUCAAGCUCUUCAACAGAUGCAACAGAACAAAGGAUUGAAAGACGUGAAAUUUGUGGGCAAGGACCAAAAAUCUGUCAGGUUUAAGUUGCCUGAAGACGAGGAAGAUGAUGAGUUUGAUGACGAGUUCGACGAGGAUGAUGAUGAGUUUGAUGACGAGUUCGACGAUGAUUUUGGUGGUCACGACCAUCAAGUACCAAAUAAAAUGAUGAAUACUAAGGGCAGCGGUGGUGGUGGAGGUGGCGGCCAGGGACUACAUGGGCAUAAUGCAAUGAAAAAUGGUCCUGCGAAAGGUAGUGGUGGUAAUAAGGGAGGAGACGGCAAGAAAAGCAGUGGAAUUAAUAUGUUUAUUAAGGGCUUAACGGGGAAAGGCAAGAAUAAGAAUGGCAAUGAAGGAAAGAAUGGCAAGGGAGGAAAUCAAAAUCACGGUGGUGACAAAAACGGAGGUAAAAAGUGCGGUUCUGCAAAGGGAGAAGGUAAAAAUGGGGCAGCAAGUGGCAAAGGUACAAAGGAUAGUGGUUUUGGUGGGAAGAACAAUGAUAAUUUGGGAGGGAAAGAAAAUUUUAAGGGAGGCCUAAAAAUGAGUGGUAAGCAGGAGCAGGGGUUCGAUGAGAUUGAUUUGGUUCAGAAAGGCGGUGGCGGGGGUAAAAAUAUGGGUCCAAUGGGACAUAUGGGUAACUAUCCCAUGGGUCAAAUGGGGAAUAUUCCGGCAGCUCAAGGAUUGCCACCGAUGGCCGGUAUGAAUUCAGGUCACUACCAAGGGAUGGGACCGGGGAACCCUUACGCUAUGCAACAAAACAUGGCACAGAUGAUGAUGAACCAGCAGCGGGCGAAUGGCCAAGAUAUGUACCAUCCUAUGAUGUAUGCGCGCCAACAGCCCCCGUUGAGUUAUGGACCGCCCAUGAGUUAUGGACCGCCUCCUGGUGAUCAGUAUACUCACAUCUUCAGUGACGAAAAUGCUACCGGCUGCAGCAUCAUGUAA